UUCCGCCCAGGGGAAUAAUUGGGUCCAAUCUAGGACCUCGGUCAGUAGUAAAACUGUAACCAGGUAUCGGCGGUAUGUAAAAACGUGCAAACGUAAAUUGAAUCAAGUUGGAUGUAUUCUCGGCGCAUGUUACGCGUGUAUGAUAUCAUAAAUCGGUCGACUUACAAAUAAGGAGGACACUGCUACAUAAUAUCAUGAAUUCCGAAACUGAAAUGUUUAUCAUUUUUAACAAUCGUCCCCCCUCUUAUUAUCUUCGAUGAUACUCUGACGAAGGUUCGAAAAUUGUUCGAUCGCGUUGCGUCUCGAUACAUGGAUAGACAACAGAUAGUACAAGAAUUUUCACUUGACAAUUUUAAAAACGUUCGACAAGAUUAACAUGUUGGGUUAUUAAUCAGGAAAAAUGAACGAGCAAAUGAUCGACCGGAUAAUAUCGGCCUUGUGUCUAUAUAUCGUGUAUAACUUCACGCUUGAACACCACAUUUAAUUGUUCUCAUCUCGAUACCGGUGGUAUAUAUAUAUCUGAUAAACGUUUCUCGUUUUCAUUUUCAGACUAGGUUGAAGUUAAAAUUAAAAAAGUUCAAAUGCGCGAUGAAAAUGUCCACCACGUUCUACUGUGUAAAUAAAUCGUGGAAUAAUUACGCGCAAUGAUCAACGUAUCGAGGACAGAUGAUGUGAUAACGACGAUGAUAUAAGAAAUGGAGUGCGCCGGCGAUUCUGGGGGCCGAAAAUGGGGCCAAUCCCCUAUCGAUAUCGACGAACGGAACUUGAUCAAGAUAAAAUUCCCCGCCCUUAUCAUGAGCGGCCAUUGGAACAACGACGGUGAGGCAAAAAUGCGAAACAUCGGGACCACAGUUCGAGUGACGUUGGAGGGAAACAGGAGUCCAGCAACGAUUCAAGGAGGUCCUCUGGCGACCGAUACAUACGAGCUUUCCGAAGUUGUGUUCAGAUGGGGCCCGUCCAACUGCAAAGGUGCCGAGCACACGUUGAACGGCACCUGGUUCACGAUGGAGGCGCAAGCGAUACAUUUUAACAAAAGAUACGAAACGAUCGAGAGAUGUUGGCGCGAGAACGACGGCCUCGCGAUAUGCUCGUAUUUCCUGCAAGCUUAUCAAAUCCCCACCUGGGACGAGCACCCGUCCUUCUCCAAGAUCACCGACGAUCUGUACAAAAUCACCCAAUAUAACUCGUACGCAAAGAUACCGGCAAGUACGUUAAGAAUUUCCCCCCCCUUUUUUUUUUCUUUCUCCCUUUUCACGUUCGAAAAAUAUUAUACGAGGGAAAGGAGAGAGGGAGGGGGGAAGCGGGACGAUAAUUUCUCUCAAUUCUCGACGAUUUUCGGAUUGGAAAAAUUUUGGAUUUUCAACUUUAUCAAUCUUCUUAUGCAUCGUAGAUUGUUUGAGCUGGAUGAGACAAGCUUGCCAAACGCCCGGUUAUUACAGUUACUUGGGCUCGCUCACCACGUUCCCGCAUUACGAAUGCGCUACCUGGAUCGUUUUCCCGGAACCAGUCAGAAUUUCGGAGAAUCAAGCGGACUUGUUUCGCAUGUUGCGUAACAAAGAGGGCCGCUGCAUAAGAGAUAAUUAUCGCGAGGUGCAAAAAUUAAAUGGUCGUAUGGUUUAUUAUGUGAAUUAAGUUAUCUCUGUAUCGAAUCGAAAAGUAUUAUAAAGUAUAUUAUUGAUAUUUAUAUUGAACGUCGUGCAUGUGUAUGUUUAAUAAAAAUCUAACGUAUAAUUCA
Molecule: messenger RNA, 1735 nt
Organism: Apis cerana (Asiatic honeybee)
Lineage: Eukaryota; Metazoa; Arthropoda; Insecta; Hymenoptera; Apidae
Product: carbonic anhydrase 7
Cellular component (GO): cytoplasm
Molecular function (GO): zinc ion binding; carbonate dehydratase activity
Source: RefSeq, a predicted model, not a curated record